UUGGGCAAAGAAAGAGCAAGAAUCCGUCGACUCAAAAGAUCAGUGCCUCGUAUGCAAGCCGAGCCGCAUGGGGGCGAGAGAGAAGAGAGAGAGCGAGCAGAGAGAAGCCCUAGUUCUCCAAACUGAAGACGAAGACACAGUUCUGAAUCAAAAUAGAGAAAUCGCAGACGAGUUGGCCAAUUUUAUGAAUCGUCGUUGCCAUGGCUGAUAAAUCCACCGGCGCAGAGACCGAAGCGUGGGGGACAUGGGAGGAGCUCCUCCUAGCGUGCGCCGUGAAUCGGUACGGCACCAAUAGCUGGGACUCCGUCGCCAUUGAAAUGCAGAAACGAAGCUCCACGCUUCACCUCCUCACGCCUCUCAACUGUAAACGAAAGUACCACGACCUCAAGCGCCGUUUCAUGACCAUAGACCACCAAACCGACGACGUAUCCGAAGGACACGAUCAGACCCAAACUACCAUUCCCUGGCUCGACGAAUUGCGUAAGCUCCGAGUCGCCGAACUCAAACGCGAAGUCGAGCGUUACGAUCUAUCCAUUGUGUCUCUACAACUAAAAGUGAAGCGAUUGAAGGAAGAAAGGGAUCAGAGUUUGAGAGAGAAUGAGGACAAAUCAGAUCUGGAGAAAUGCAAGGAAGAUGGGGAGGACGAGGAGACGAAAGACGGAGAUGGAGAAUCGGACAGGUUGUUGCCAGGAUGCGUCGCCGGCGAAGCUGUUUCCGAGGAAGAACCCGACCGGGAUAACCAGUCAUCCAAUGAAUCGAACUCCACGGAUCCGAAAUGUGAUAAUCCAGUAUCCGUACUCAAACCGCCGGAGGAGAAGCAGAUCCCGGUGGUAACGUCCGCUGAAGAACCGGAUCCAACCGGGCAGUCCGGAAAACGAGCCGGCGAGGAUUCGUGUAACGGCAGCUCGGAGAGUAUGGCGAAGGAAUCGGCGACUCGUAACUCAGAGAAACGAGACUCGGAGAGAGGAUCGGGCGAGUCACCCGAGUUGUGGGAAUCGGUAGCUGAGUCGAAAGGAGGAGGGGAUGGUUUGAAGGAGAGUAGCAGCGAUGUGCAAAGCUCGGCGAGCUUGUCAAGGAAGACUGAUGAUCAUCAAGCUCCCGCCACCAAGCCGGUCUCCUUUGAGUCACAGCCGUUGAUCGAGGUCCUCCAGAUCAUCAAGUCUCACAGGCUCGGCUCCGUCUUCUCGCGCCGGCUUGAGAGCCAGGAAACGCAGGGUUACACAAGCUUAAUCCGGCAGCAUAUUGAUCUGGAGACAGUAAGAACAAGGCUGGAAGAAGGCUGGUACGCCGAUUGCACCGCCAAGUUCUUCCGCGAUUUGCUGCUUCUCUUCAGCAACGCCGUCGUCUUCUUCGGCCGCAGUUCAUCGGAAUCCGCCGCAGCUACUGAGCUCCGGCUACUCAUCUCCAUGGAGAUGGCUCGCAGAACCAAUCCCAAGUCAAAUUCGUCGCCGGAAGAACCCGCCGCCGUGGCACCUCCCGCGUCGUCGAACCCCCCCAAACCCGACCCGGAACCGUCGGAUCCGUUGCCUCCGAAGCCAAAAUUAUCGGGGCCCAUCAUUGUUUGCCGGAAACGCAGCUCCCUCGCCGCGAAAGAGAGAAGAAGAGAGCAGGUGGCAACAAUGGCAGCCGAGGAGAAACCCGCAGCUUCGGAGGAUUUGAAGCCGAAGGGCAAGAUUAAUAAAUCCUCCGGCUCCAACGAUCAGGAGUCGUCUGGAAUCACAAAGAAGAGAUUCACAUCUGCAAGAAACUCAAACAGAAGUAGCAAGAGUCGUACUAAUUCAACGGCAAACAAGAGUUCAAGCACCAAUUCAAAUGCAGGGCGGUCUUCCGGUGAUCAGAUCGGUUUGGAAACCAGAGCCGCCGCCGCCGCCGCCGCCACCACCUCAACGGCUAAUGCGAAGAGGCGAAGUGCGUCGAACUUCUCCAGUAGACUGAAUAAGCAGACCUCUGAGUCCAACAAUGGGUCGUUGCUGGAGACAUUGAAGGGUUUCGUCGGUGGGGGAUCUGAGCACAAGAGAAAUGGCGGGCAGAAGGGUAGCGAAGCAAAGAAGGAGGAGCGCAGGAGUUCGGGUGGGAAACAGGCAAAGGAGCAGCAGAGUAGCCCGGGUAAGAGAAUAGGGCGGCCGCCGAAGAGAGGCGCAGCGGCGCCUUCUCUGCCGCCGGUGGUUCCGGCCAAGCGGAGCAGGGAAGCGGGUGAGGCGGAGGCAAGCGGUUCGCGGCAGCCUAAGAAACGUUCCAGGAGAUGAAAGUGGUUUGUGGUGGUGGGUUUAGGCCUUGGGAGUAUCAGGUUUUAAGUUUAUGAUUGUAUAGCUUGGUUUGGGUUUUGGAAGGCAAUGGGGUAUGGGAUGGUGGUGGUUGAUUGGAGUGGCCGGCCGGCCAAUGGUAUUUGACUACGUUUGGUACAUAGUAGGAAUGGAAUGAAAUGAAGAAAAUUGAAUGAAACUUGUUACUUGAUUUGGUCA
Messenger RNA from Malania oleifera, 2462 nucleotides. RefSeq lists its product as uncharacterized. The record is from RefSeq and is a predicted model, not a curated record. NCBI's taxonomy places the organism in Eukaryota, Viridiplantae, Streptophyta, Magnoliopsida, Santalales, Ximeniaceae. Gene Ontology annotation, molecular function: protein binding. The transcript has 3 exons. Bases 201 to 2246 code for a protein of 681 amino acids.